Messenger RNA from Monascus purpureus, 1772 nucleotides. Lineage: Eukaryota; Fungi; Ascomycota; Eurotiomycetes; Eurotiales; Aspergillaceae. The record is from the annotation of a GenBank genome assembly.
GAAGCAUCGCAACAUCACUAGCAACUGCUGGGUCGAGUCUACGUAUCCUCUCUCGUCUUCCUGCAUCGCCGCUCUCGUUCACCCAUUCGAAGCCUUUUUACCUUACUAACUCCCCCUGUACGACUUGCCAUUUGUCUCCAAGCACUACCAGUACAACCUUUCGCAUGCUCAACCCCGACACUUUCAUUGUGGCGCCAUCCAUCCUUGUUUCCAGUACUAGGAUAAAUAGGAAUAGUGGUUAUUUCUGUGUGAAAAGGGCCUGGUUUAAAAUAGCUGCCAUUGGUUGCUAGCUCAACGUUCCUCUCCUCUCUCGAGAUAAAGACACAAGAGCUGUUCCCCUCUAUAUUGCAUGCUAGGCCUUCUUUCUCUUCCCAAUGGCUUCAUAUUCUGGUCCUUAUGCCAAAGAGCUCCAGAUUGCUUGUCUGACAGUGCAGAGGGCCGCUUUGCUGACAAAGAAGCUCCUGGAAUCUGUCGACAAGGGAUCCAUCGAUAAGAGCGACUCCACGCCAGUGACGAUCGCUGAUUUUGCUGCUCAGGCUUUGAUAAUUGCAGCCAUCCAAGGUGUUUUCCCUGAAGAUGAGUUUGUGGGGGAAGAGGAUUCGAAGGCUCUGCGUCAGGACCCCAUACUUCUCCAACGAACCUGGGAUCUGAUCGCUUCCACACGCCUCGAAAAUGAGGAGUGCGAGUCCAUGCUCAACACGCCAAGCUCGAAGGAGGAAAUGCUUGAGUUGAUCGAUCUAGGAACGCAGGGCAAGUGUAACGGUAGCGGCCGCACGUGGACUCUAGAUCCUGUGGAUGGCACCGCGACGUUCAUGCUCGGUCAGCAGUAUGCUGUAUGUCUUGCGCUGAUAGAAGACGGAAGCCAGAAGGUAGGGGUGCUUGGUUGUCCUAACCUCAACCUCGAAUCUGGGGUGAUUAAGGAGGAGAUCGUGGAUCGCGACGGCCACGGCUACAUGAUCUCCGCCGUCAAAGAUCAAGGCGUUUCCAUCCGGAAGAUGGGUCGGGGAGCCUUGCUGCCAGCUAGGAAGCUUGAUCAGAUCCCCCAGAUCACUGACCCCAGCGAGAUUCGUUUUGUUGAUUGUUCGGUCGCUGCCUCGUCAAAUUUUACACUGCACGGCCAGGUGGCAUCUCGAUUAGGCGCCCCUUGGCCCCAUAUGACCAACCUCUGGUCCACACAGAUGCGAUAUGUGGCUAUAGCGGUCGGCGGGUGCAACGCUACGAUUAAGAUGCCCCGUAAACCGAAGUAUCGAUCGAAUAUCUGGGACCACGCGGGUGGCAUGCUCAUUGCGGAGGAGGUUGGCUGCAAGGUUACGGAUCUGCAAGGGAAUCCUGUAGAAUGCGGUCUGGGUAGGACUCUGGCAGGAUGCCAUGGGAUGAUUGUGGCUCCUGCUUCCAUCCACCAGCGUCUAGUGGAGGCUGUACGAGAGACGACACUGCAAAGCGCUGGAGACAGACCAUGACUGGAUCGUGCGGACUCUUGACACACAAAAGCACUGCUGUCUGGUCUACGCUCUCUUCACUGCUGGGUCAAGGAUAAGAUAGACAGUAACAGGGGUAUUCUUAGUUCUCCGGUCAUUUUGGACCUAGAGGCAGGAUUGGAUUUAUAAGCCUGCUAGCCUGUCGACGAGGCCGACGUUAUUCUCCAUUCAUUCCUUUCAUCCGGUGAGAUAGCCGUACCUGCAGCAGGAUUACAGUAGCCUCUUGCCAACCCCUAGUGGGCUUUGGACUCAGGGUUGCUCGCGUCAUUCUCAUAUUCGUCCAUUAGAUUCGAG